AUGGCUUCAGAUCUCGAGCGUUCAAGCAAGCUCAAGCUCAAGCUCCUGCAAUCUGGCGAUUCGAAUUCCUCGCGACAAGCCAUGAGAUCACUGGUUGACUACGAUUCCGAUGGGCACCCCGAGCGUGAGGAUGCAACCCCGGACCCACAAGACGAGGCACCGGGACAAACCCAGGUGCUUCCAGAUAUCGAUACCAUCAUCCAAGAAACGAAAGCCGAGAUACAACAGACGCGUGUGAAGGCCGAUACACUCAUUUGCCGGUAUUUUGAGGCGUUUAUCGCCACUGCUGGACAGCUGAGAGAGGGUGCCAUCCAACGGUAUCGGGAACGACUGGAGGAGUUGCCGGCCAAGGAUCGCGCUAAAGUGUGUGAGACACUGGCGAAAGACGAAGACGUUUGCUCCAACAUGGAAUUUGGAAAUUUGCACGAGGUCUUCGUCAAAGAUGAUUCCAAUUCGCUAUUGGCCAACGCUCCCGAGGAACGUCGACCAUCUCGAGCUCUACAGACUCACUCUGAUGAUGAGAAAAAUGGAUUGGGACCAUGGAAAAGCAGCUCACGUAGCUCCUCUAAGGAGAGCGAGCUGUCGUCUUUGAACGGAGGCUCUCUGUCAUGUGGCGACUCAACUGGGGCUUUCCAGGUAAGAGAGAGGGAGAGAGGUCGAAACAGCUUCUCACCGUCGCCGGACUGGGCUGAAGAAGACCAAGCCGGAAGCUCGGACUCACGGGAGGAACAAGGGCCGGGUCGGCCAUCGAAGCAGGAUGAACGAGACGUUUCAAAGAGGCCAGGAUCAGGUAGGCCACCAAAUGGACCUUGGUCAGAAGAGGAAGAGGCCGUGAUCCGAGAGACGAUGGCGACGCAGCUGCAGAUCGAUGGACAUCUCAGAUACAGCCGCCAAGCCACCAUGAAUCUAAAGGAAUUCUUUCCCCGCCGGACUACCGCAGCUAUUAAGGCCAAGUGGUUGAACAUGAGGACGAGAGACAUAUGGGACGAGUGGAAAGGGACAAGGGGACAAACACAAGUCGGUGACGCCAAAGUUAAAGAUCUCAUGGAAGAUCCGGAUCUCGAGACACAUGAUGAAAAGCAUUCAGGCUCAUUCAUGGAAUAUGAUGACGAUGAAGACGAGUCCAGCGACAAUGAAAGCAGACCGGGCUCGAAUGGGUUGAAGAAAUGGAAGAAGAGGAAUAUGGUUCCCGUCCUGACCAAAUCUGCGCUUCAGCAAGAAGAGCAGACUCCAACAUCGUCUUCGCGGCUUCCAUAUUCCGAACGGCCAGGACAGUCGGAGGUGGCCGGGGCAUCAGUGUCGCGACGCAAGAUUCGGCCCGCGAAAGAGCAUCGUACACAGUUGUGGUCUCCCCGAGAGAUUGAGAUACUUACCAACCUAACCAAGGGCUUCAAUAAAUUGGAGGACAUUGACUUCAAAUAUAUUGCGGCUCAGCUGCCCGACCCUUUCAGGCGCUCGGAAAAGGCCUGCAAGUCCUUCUGGGUCAGACGAGUCGAAUCAUGCCGACCGUCUAAAGACAAAGGUCCGACACGUGACGACGAAGCACCGGUCAAAGUCCCGAUUUCCAGCAACCUUGGCCCUUCUAACCCUCCCACGAAGGCCAAGAAGAGAGGAACAGAAGCCAGCAGCAACUCUGGCUCUCGCAAACUUUCCAAGAAGGCCAGAAGCAGUUCGCAGAACAAUCUUCUUGUCCGGUCUGCGACAGCCGAAGACACUUCGUGA
Messenger RNA from Diaporthe citri, 1722 nucleotides. RefSeq lists its product as uncharacterized. NCBI's taxonomy places the organism in Eukaryota, Fungi, Ascomycota, Sordariomycetes, Diaporthales, Diaporthaceae. The record is from RefSeq and is a predicted model, not a curated record. The coding region runs from base 1 to 1722 and encodes 573 amino acids. The transcript is spliced from 3 exons.